Molecule: messenger RNA, 1184 nt
Organism: Nilaparvata lugens (brown planthopper)
Lineage: Eukaryota; Metazoa; Arthropoda; Insecta; Hemiptera; Delphacidae
Product: transcription initiation factor TFIID subunit 11
Exons: 4
Coding region: 300-1058 (252 amino acids)
Biological process (GO): RNA polymerase II preinitiation complex assembly; transcription initiation at RNA polymerase II promoter
Cellular component (GO): transcription factor TFIID complex; nucleus
Molecular function (GO): protein heterodimerization activity; transcription coactivator activity
Source: RefSeq, a predicted model, not a curated record
GAGUCUUCAGCUGUUUAUAUUUCAAUAUUUUGAAGGCAGUGAAGAUUGAAGAACAAACAUAACCUGAAUUUAGAAGGUUGUAUUCCGAAGUGUGUAUUGUUUUUUUGAAUAUUUGAAAAUAAUAAUUAUUGUGAUCUAGUGGUAAUUUAUAACAUAAACUAGAUUUAUUAUUGAUAAAAUUAUUUGUAAAAGUAUAUACAAAUACUAGGCUUAUUGUUUUUUAAUACUGUAAAAGUUUCCGUUAAUUCAAGUAGACUUUCUUUUGUAUUAUUCUUGGUUUGUAUAAAACAAUCACAUAGAUGGAUAACAUUUUGGAUCGAGACGACGAUUCAUUAAGUGAUAAUGAUAACAGUAAUUCUUUUAGAAAUGAUGAGAGCUUAAACUCUUUGAAUGAAGACAGAUACAAGUCUAGUUUUGAUGCAAGACGAAGUGAUGAUGGUGAUUCCAACGAUUCAGAUUCUAGAGGUUUGGAUAUUUCAAAUAUGGACACAACUAUGGAUGUGCAAGCUGAUGAAUUAUCAGUUAAACUAGAAGAUAAGGAUUCCGAUCAUGGCAACGAUCUCAGUUUACCUACCUGUAGCCAGAACACAACGGACUCAAAUCGGUUCAGUCACGACAUUACAAGUCUGCUAAAUUCCUCAACUACUGCUUCAACUUCAGUAAUAAUUGAUAAAAAGGACAAGAAGAAAGAGGUGAAAUCCAAAAAAGAGAUUGAAGAAGAGGAACGAGAGAAAAUGCAAGUUCUGGUAUCAAACUUCACAGAGGAGCAAUUGGACCGUUAUGAGAUGUACAGAAGGUCGGCAUUCCCUAAAGCUGCAAUAAAGAGGCUCAUGCAAACUAUAACUGGAUGUUCGGUAUCGCAGAAUGUUGUGAUAGCCAUGUCGGGCAUAGCCAAGGUUUUCAUCGGCGAAGUUGUUGAGGAAGCUCUGGAUGUGAUGGAAAUGUAUGGAGACACAGGUGCUCUUCAGCCCAAGCAUCUCAGGGAGGCUGUUCGCAGAAUACGUCUAAAAGGAGGAAUUCCCAACACAAAGGCUAGGAAGAUUAUGUUUAGAAUGUAGAAAACUAGAUCUUAAAUAUUAAAAACAAUGAUUUUCCAUUUACUUUCUUGUAAGACGAUUUUCUAUGAAAACAUUUAUGAUGCAAUAUUUCUCAAAUUAUAAUAAAUAUUAUCAGAAAGUAUGAAA